Messenger RNA from Pipra filicauda (Wire-tailed manakin), 3271 nucleotides. RefSeq lists its product as uncharacterized. The transcript has 9 exons. The coding region runs from base 664 to 1077 and encodes 137 amino acids. The record is from RefSeq and is a predicted model, not a curated record. NCBI's taxonomy places the organism in Eukaryota, Metazoa, Chordata, Aves, Passeriformes, Pipridae.
AUGCUAAUUAAGAUCCCUUGUCUUAACCUGAAAAUAAUGACUUGGAUGUAAAUAGAAAACUGGCGAUAGUUUAAAAUAUUCUUGCGUAGCACCAAGAUAUCAGUUACCAUUCUAGGGGAAAAAAGGAAGAAUUAAUUUUUUUGUAAUCAAGACGGAUCUAACAACGCAGUCUGGGCUCCGUGCCAAAGGCUGGUAUUUCACAGCAGCGACCGCCUUACAGAUGAGCUGUGGGAAGCAGGAGGGAGACUCUCUUAGGGUGCCACUACUAUGGAGACACAGCUGGGCUGAACAAGAUUUGCUUCAAACGACAACAAGAGAGACAGAAAGAGUCUGGUUCGACCGCUGCCCAAGCAGGCAGUAACCAGAAGAGCUAGCAGCCAAUCCGGCCAUGCUGCACUGUUCGAAACCAGCUCUACAUCCCAGCCAAUCAGUGACAUCACUGCAUCAGCCAAGCAAGCAGAUCUCAGCUACAUCUGAGGGAUAUGGGAAAACUCCAUCCUAGAAAAAGUGCAGCAAAUACUUUGGUCUUUAGGGAUUUUACACUGCGUAUCUGGAAAAACAAGUCACCGUUUAAACACUAAGUCUACAGCUUGAAUGAUCUGGAAGGUAACAUUUUCUGUAGAUGAAAACUUCUGCCUGCUGUGAUAUCCCACUCUUUGAGUGAUGCCACAUGCAGCACUGAGUAGUACUGGCAAACGGAAGAGAUUUCGUGGAAUAAGGUGUGCAGCUGCCAUUCUGUCUCAGCAGGACUGUGUUUGCCACUUCAUGAGCUGCAGAGCAAGAGGAGCCAACUUUAGGAGAAGGCAUAUUGUGAUACCCUCACUGAUUUCUUUUACAAUGCAUUCUGUUCAGGCCAGAAUUUGCUUAACUGUCCAGCUGAACGGCUUCCCGAAGAGCACUGAGUUUUCUAUGCCAGAUUCUGCUCCAGUGGCUAGGACCUUUAUGGCUGCUGUUUCUUUUGCUCUGGGAUCUGAUGGAGAGAAAAAAAAAAUAAAAAAAGCCACGGUGGAUCUUGUCCCUAAAGUAGAAAUUUUCUUUUUCGUUCUGCAAACAAGGCUAAAGAUCGGAGGAGAGUGAAUGCAAAAGUAAUUCAGGAUUGUGGUCGUGCCAUUAAAAGUGUUCGGCUUCAGAACAAAUUAUUCGGGAAAUCCGAGCAUUUCUUCUUACUGUAUCGACAGUAUUUGAAAGUUAUGUGUGCUUUGAGUAAUGUGGUUCAAGUGACAACAAUCUCUGCAUGUCAAUGUUUUCUGCAGCUUAUGGAGUGAAGUAUAGUUUUGCCAUUGGAAAGGAAGAAGCUUUUUGUAGCAGUCUGUAGAAGGAUUAAAUGUUGAACGUGGGGAAGAGGCAAAAAGUGAAUACACGCCCAAAGGUUAUCCUUGCAUCGUGAAUGGGUUUAAAGUACUCUGCAACCCAGGGCCCACCUGAACAGUAGGACUGAAAGUAUAAUGGGGAAAUAUUUCAAUUAGAACCCCCUUGACAAGCAUUUAAUCCUUCUUUCAGGCAUUAAGGAAAAUAUAAUAAAAUUGUUACUGUACAAAUCUGCUGGAAGCAGAUUUUAACCCGUUUAUAGAGGCUUCCCUCAGAUGCAUUAUAAUAAUAUGGCUGCUUGCAAGAUGUGGCAGUGAAGAUUUUUUUCCUGUGUUCUUUGUUUUUUCUUUUCAAAAGUUAAGGACUAUACUCUCAGAAAAGUCUGUUCGGUCAGCUGAUACAUUGUUUGAAUGUAUGUAUGUGUCUUGCCUGCUUAUUUGAUCUUUUCUGCCCCCUACUUGAAACUGUGGUUUGUUUAUCUGGGGGGAAGGAGGGGUUGUUGAUUUGAGGGGGAUGUUGUUUUUAGGGGUUUUUUGGGGGAGUGUUUUUGGUUUUUUUUUAACAAUAGCAGUGAAAGUUUUGCUGACAGCGAUUAUGACUACUAAGCAAUUCAGUUUAUUGGAAGACGAAUUCUACUGGACCAUAUCGGACUUUUCCUAGUCCCUGAGACCCUAACUUGUGAGGUUUUUUAGCAACAAUCACAAGUCAGGCUCUUGGGACCUAGGCGGAGGGGAACCAGCAGCUUUGGACUGUGAUUGUUUCUCUGCAGAAUUUAGAGAACCAAAGGAGCUUUCCUUGUCUCGAAGGGUAAAAAGGAAAAGAUACCUAUUUCAGAUGUUAAGCAACACAACUGUUCCUAAAAGAAAAAAGAAAAAAAAAAAUCUAAACAACUGUUAUCCAUUGUGCAACAUUAGGAAGUUACAUAUUUAUAUGUUUAGAAAACUGAACUAAAUGCCAUGUAACAUUUAGAAUUAAAAUUUAAUCUGAAUACCAGUUUGCACCUAAAAAAAAAAGGCACAAACAACAAAACCAACAAAACCCCCCUCUCAAAACUGAUACUAAAAUAUACAAAAGACUUUCAACCAUAAUAUUACUAUUACUAUUAUAGAAAAUUCUGAUAAUUACCACAAAGUAUAGAGUCAUCCUGACUGUUGCAGCAUUAACUUUUAAAACAUAAAACAAAAACACUGAUGUUUGAGGCCUAGAAAACAUUCAUUCUAUUGUUUGAAUAAUGAUUUCAGUCUACAGGAAAACUGUUGCUUAGCUUUUCCUGUAACAUGGGACAAAGAGUAUUUUGUAGUUAAUUGCCAUCUUUUUUCUUUGUCCAAGUGAAAACACAAUAUGUCAUUUAAAAUAUUCUCUCAUUUAAUUUACAUUUUAAUCUGAGAUGGAAUAUUGGUUUAAAAAUCGUACUACAACAUUAAAAUCACUUUGCACGCAGAAUCACUUUCUUGUACCUGUUCAACUUAAAGUGAGCCACCAGUACUCUAAGUACCAGACCCAACUUCUAGCUUCUCCAUCACUUUUUGCAUUUUUCACCCCUCUGACAAAAAGCAGUGUGAGCUUUAGAUUGUCCCUCAUGUGUUAAGUACUUCACUGACUUUGCAUAAGAAGAUUCACAAGCACACGAGGUAUUUCAUAAGCACACUGUUCAUUAAACUCAAACUUCCUAUCUACAACACAGAAUAUGAUUUGUAUUUCUUAAUAUUUUAUAGGUGGUUUAGUUCUGAGUAAUUUUUCUCUGUUUCCUGUGUCUAACCAAGAUGCUGCAAGACCUUGUUGAUACAUCAGACUUCACUGAAACAAAGACUUCACACAGAUCAGGCAUCUAAACUAUUUGUUCAUUUCAGAAGUGGUAUUUUGGCUGCAGUAUAUUUUUUCCACUUGCGUGGGAGGAAUUGUGUUUUAUUGUAAGCAUCAACACUAUUGUUAAAAUAAAUGGUUCUUAUCUGUUAGUAUAAUA